Messenger RNA from Exophiala oligosperma, 1769 nucleotides. RefSeq names its product tubulin beta chain. Bases 155 to 1501 code for a protein of 448 amino acids. The transcript is spliced from 8 exons. The record is from RefSeq and is a predicted model, not a curated record. Gene Ontology annotation, cellular component: microtubule; cytoplasm. Gene Ontology annotation, biological process: microtubule cytoskeleton organization; mitotic cell cycle. Gene Ontology annotation, molecular function: GTP binding; GTPase activity; structural constituent of cytoskeleton. NCBI's taxonomy places the organism in Eukaryota, Fungi, Ascomycota, Eurotiomycetes, Chaetothyriales, Herpotrichiellaceae.
CCAAAUCUCUCCCCCUGCCUGUCCACAACGACCUUACCAUCUCUCACAACCACCCUUCUCUCAGCUUUGGUCUCUAUUGAAGCUGUUCUCUAUUCUCGAAUUUCCAUCUUGAUAUCCUUUUGAGCUCAUCUUCUCGCUCACAACCCCCGUCAACAUGCGUGAGAUUGUUCACUUGCAAACUGGCCAAUGUGGCAACCAAAUCGGUGCUGCCUUCUGGCAACAAAUCUCAGGAGAACAUGGUCUUGAUGGCGCUGGAGUCUACAAUGGCACCUCCGACCUCCAACUUGAACGUAUGAACGUCUACUUCAACGAGGCAUCCGGAAACAAAUAUGUUCCACGUGCUGUCCUCGUUGAUCUCGAACCCGGUACCAUGGAUGCAGUCCGCGCUGGUCCAUUUGGUCAACUUUUCCGCCCUGACAACUUUGUCUUUGGCCAGAGCGGUGCUGGAAACAACUGGGCGAAGGGCCACUACACCGAAGGUGCUGAACUUGUUGACCAAGUCCUUGAUGUUGUUCGACGUGAAGCCGAGAGCUGCGACUGCCUCCAAGGUUUCCAGAUCACCCACUCUCUAGGUGGUGGUACCGGUGCCGGUAUGGGCACUUUAUUGAUCUCCAAGAUCCGUGAAGAAUUCCCAGACCGCAUGAUGGCUACCUUCUCCGUCGUCCCAUCUCCCAAGGUCUCCGACACUGUCGUUGAACCAUACAACGCCACUCUCUCAGUCCAUCAAUUGGUUGAGAACUCCGAUGAGACCUUCUGCAUUGACAAUGAGGCUCUGUACGACAUUUGCAUGCGCACCUUGAAGCUGUCAAACCCUUCGUACGGUGACCUGAACCACCUUGUCUCUGCGGUCAUGUCGGGUGUCACCACCUGCCUGCGAUUCCCUGGUCAACUCAACUCUGACCUCCGAAAACUCGCUGUCAACAUGGUUCCUUUCCCUCGUCUCCACUUCUUCAUGGUUGGCUUCGCUCCCUUGACCAGCCGUGGUGCGUACUCGUUCCGCGCCGUCAGUGUGCCGGAGCUUACUCAACAAAUGUUCGACCCUAAGAACAUGAUGGCUGCUUCCGACUUCAGAAAUGGCCGCUACCUGACUUGUUCCGCUAUUUUCCGUGGCAAGGUCAGCAUGAAGGAGGUUGAAGAUCAGAUGCGCAACGUCCAGAGCAAGAACAACAGCUACUUUGUCGAAUGGAUCCCCAACAACGUCCAGACCGCUCUCUGCUCAAUCCCCCCUCGCGGCCUGAAGAUGUCUUCAACCUUCGUUGGUAACUCUACUUCUAUUCAGGAGCUGUUCAAGCGUGUCGGUGACCAAUUCACUGCCAUGUUCCGACGAAAGGCUUUCUUGCAUUGGUACACUGGUGAGGGUAUGGAUGAGAUGGAGUUCACCGAGGCUGAAUCCAACAUGAACGAUCUUGUGUCCGAAUACCAACAAUACCAAGAUGCCAGCAUCUCCGAGGGUGAGGAAGAAUAUGGUGAGGAGGAAGCCCCAUUGGAAGAGGAGGUGUAAAUACACCAAGAUGAGUCCCUGAAGGACAUGUCUCGUUGAGAUGGAUGCAUUGUGUUGCAGGGUCCCAGGAAGGAUACCAAUUGGUUUUGUUUAGCCGCAGCAUCCCCUUCUUACUUCUCCCGAGUGAAGUACAGUCUAGCAGCAGUUAAAGACAGGGACUAUGAACAGGAAUGAUGUUAGUGUCAAGCAGGCAUGGCGCACUUCUCAACUUCUUUAGUCUUGAGCGUCAAAUCUUAAUGGAAUGAAAGAACAAUAGCAUAUUCAGUAA